GGGUGCGGGUGCGGGUGCGGUGCGCGCCCCUCCCUCGCGCCGCCCAGGUUCCUCGGCGGCCGCCGCGCGCGCCCCUCUUCCAAAGCGGGAGGAGCCACUUCCGAGCCAGCUGUGUGACAUCCGUUUCCACGGCCGCGCUGACGUCUUGAGGUGUAAGUUCAGCAGCUGCCAUUGGCCGGGAGCGCCCGGCUCUUCCCCUCCGCCUCCCUCGUCCCGACGCCGAGGCGUGCCGCAGCCGGGGCCCCGCCGGCAGGGCCCGGUCCCCUCGGGCAAUGGCAGGCGCUCGCUUUGGGCGGCCGUGGUCCCGGGAGAGCGCAGUUGGUCGCGCGGUGCCACUGUGUCCCCACUUGUUGCGUACCGCGGCCUCCCCACAACUUUAUUGCAAAAUGAAGAUAGGGUGAGACACCUGUGCGCGGCAGAGACCGUCGCCCAGCCCAGUGAGUCGCGGGCCGCACGCUCGCUGUCACCACCCUCUGCGCUGGGAACCGUGUCCGCGCACGGCACGCCGCAGACCCUCCGCGCCGGGCCCGCGUGAGGGAGGGGACAAGGCCGUCAGAGUCGUAGCUUUAACUGGAAUGGAGCUAGAGAGAUGGGGCAGCAGCCGGAGCUGCCUGGUGUGGAGGAGCUGGCUCUCUCGGUGCAACUGUUAGGAGAGGCUGGGGUACGCGUGGGAUUGUGCCCCUGCCUUGUCUGUCUGCUACAGCAGAAUACCGUCCACUGCAUAAAUUAUAAGCGAGUUUAUUUGGCUCACAGUUUUGGAGGCUGGGCAGUCUGAGAAUGUUUAUAACAGCAUGGGAGGAACUAGAGAGCAUUCAAGAGACAGAAAAUCGGUCCUCGUCUUUUUUUUUUUUUUUUAAUCAAGAACUCACUCCAAGGUAGCAGUAUUAGUUCAUACAUGAAGGUAGAAUGUUCAAGUCCUGUUCGCCUUCCUUAAAGGUGCCAGCGCUUAAUGUGACAGUGACAGAUUUCAACAUGAAUUUUGGAAGGGCUUUUCAAACCAUAGCAAGCCAUGGUUCAGGUAGACACGGGAAGAGAAGAUGAAAUAGACUGCUUUAGUGGGAAGGACUUCUUCAUUGUUCCUGGAGAGAAACAGGAAAGAAGAAAUGGAGACAGAUACCUGGAUGUUUCUGGUGGGAAAGUGAGAGUUCCAGUUCCUUUCUCUUGUUUUCUACCUGCUGUCCAGUGGAGUCUAGUACCUGCUGAAGGGUGGCCAGUGGUUUUUAAAUGCCAAGGAUAACCGGAGAGAGCUGACUGAGAAAACACUAUUGUGAAAUAUUCAAGGCCCAUCAGCUUAGAGACCUCUUUUCCAGCCAAGAAAAUUUUCCUACCUCAGUGGCCAGCCUCAAACAGCCUUCAGCCAAACAUGCCAUCAAACCUUUGUGAUAAUGGUCUCUGUCAGAAGCAGUUUUGAUCUUAAGUCUAUACUAUUUAGGAAUUACCCUUUCUGAGCUUAAUCAUUUGGGGUUUUUUUGUCUUUCUGAGACAGGGUCUCGCUAUGGAGUUCAGGC
This is a messenger RNA of Chinchilla lanigera (long-tailed chinchilla), 1508 nucleotides long. RefSeq names its product translation initiation factor IF-2-like. Lineage: Eukaryota; Metazoa; Chordata; Mammalia; Rodentia; Chinchillidae. The record is from RefSeq and is a predicted model, not a curated record.